AUUUAGACAGUGCAUCUCGGACAAGGUCCCUGUGUUCUCGGUUCCCACUUCAAUGAGCACAUUUCUCUUUCCUGUGGCCUCUUAUAGAACGGAUCAAUAUUGUUCCAUUUUCUGAGGACGUUUCUCAUCAGAGAACAAUUUCAGACCUUUGAAUUGUCACCCAGAUACCACGAACACUGAAUGUCAGGAGUCUGAAAAUGUGCGACCAAGAAGAAAAAGAUCACAAGCGCAAUAAGACCGCCAACUCAAAAUCCCCACAAAUAAAACACCGUCACCAUCACCAGCAGCAAAAGUUACAUCAGUCAGACGACGAUACCCAUGACACCCAUUCAGCAGCAGAGGACAGAUUCAGUGACCCUCGACAUCAAUUCGACCAUGACAAGGGACAUCAUUCCCGUUCUCAUCAUCGCCAUCACGAGCAAAACCAUCGCCACAUUUCUCUCUCUGAAACCUUGAGUUCUUCACAUGGUUCUUUUUCCUCUUCCUCAUCUUCUUCCUCUACGUCGCCAUCCUCUACUUCUUCUUCUUCCUCCACAUCUUCGUCCUCCUAUUCUUCUUCAUUUUCUUCCUCCUCUUCAUCGUCCUCCUCUUCCUCCAGCCUGUCCUCUGAGAACAGCAGUGAGUGUUUGGACAAAUACCCCCUUAAAAAGACUCAGCAUUCACAGUCAUGUACUGACAUUGCUAGUCAAAAUUGGUAUUUUGAUGAAGGAGAUGACACGGCCCCCUUGAUAGAUAAAGGGGGUUCUGUUAACAGGCACCCAGCAAAACAGAGACGGGGAAAAGGUCAGUCCUCUCAAUGCGGUGCUGCCCAGGGCACCGCAAAAUGCAGCCAGAGGAUCAUAAGAGGGGCGGGAAAUGAUGGAAAUGUCCGCAAAGCCAAAUCAAUGGAGGCUCUCACUAGACCCAAGGAAAGGGAAGAGCAUGGAAAAGAAGACGAAAGUGAACAAGAGAGAAGAAGAAGUGAAGCCAGAAAGAAUUUGUUGAAAGAAAAAAUGAAGUUCUCUGCCUUUCUCAAUGAGAUCACCAGGCAGGUGCUCAGCCCGAUGAGACUCACGACCCUUGGAGUUACAGAUGUCCAGAGUCCCUGUAGUGCGCGGCAGACCCAUGUUGGAUCCAGUAGAGCAGACAGCAGCUCUGAGAAGCAGCAGAACAGUCGGCCGGCCAGCGAAGAUUCAGUUGCUUCCAGCAAGUGCUCCCACGCGAGCAGGCACUCUGCCCGACUUUCUCAGAGUAAAUCAUUUCACCAUCAUGUUAGUCACCAUUCUGCAGACUCCCAUCCGUCGUGUCACAGGCCUAGAAGCUGCACUGAUACUACUUAUUUGAAAAGAUGCCACUCGACACCUCAGCAUCCCUCCUAUUCACCGUCCUAUAAACAUUACCAUCACCAACACCAUAAAGAAUGCAGCAGCUCAAGUCCACACCAUCACCACAGGGACCACCACAACACCAGUCAUUACCGUCACCAUUGGCAUCGCCCCAUAGCUAUCUAUCGUCAUGGAGAUACCCACAACACCUCUCAUCAAUACAGAGACCACCACAACACCACCCAUAGCCACCAUCACAGAGACCUCUAUAUCCCAACACAUCAUUAUGAUGGCCACCACCUUGCACCUCAUUCUCAUCACCAUGGGGACCAUCAUGAUCCUGCUUGUCACCGUCACCAUGGGGACCAGUAUGGUCAUGCUCGUCAUCAUGGAGCCCACCACAACCUAAGUCACCACUCCUCAACACAUCACCAAGAUCAUUACAGUGCAGGUCACCGCCACAACAAAAACAUAGAGCGCCCUACUAUACCUCAUCAUCAUGGACACCACAGCCAUUGCAGUGACCUUGGAGACAAUCACAGAGAUCAUCACAACUCAUCCCAUCAUCACCAUCCUCGAGAUCAACAUCAUCACAGCCCUGGUCGUCAUCAUCAUCUUGGAGACCCCCAUAGUCUAACCCCCCACCAUCACCAAAGGGACUCUCUUAAGCAUCACCAUGGAGAUCCCCUCAGGCCAGUGCAUCAGCAUCACCAAGGAGACCAUCAUCAAGAUCAUCAUAGUCCAAGCAGUAGGAGUCAUCAAGCCCACCACAAUGAAAUUCAGCAGCGUUGCCUUGGAGACCACCCCAGUCCCGAUCUUCACUAUCACCAUAAGGACCUCCACACUCAAAGCAAUCAGCAUUACCAUGAACAACAUCUCCAGCUAGGCCAACACUAUCAUCAUGGAGACCAAUACAGUCAAAGCCAUCAGCAUCACCCUAGAGACAACCACAGUGAAAUUCAUCAACAUCACUGCGGAGACUAUCAUACUCCAGACCACCAGCACCAUCAUGAAGACCCCCUCUCUGAAUGUAGUAAACAUCACCAUGGGAAUCACACAAGUCUGGAUAAUGAGCACCUCUAUGUAGCCCAUCAAAGUGAAUCUCACCAACAUCAACAUGGAGACCAUCAUAGUCCAGUCCAUCAGCACCAACAAGGAGAUCUACACAGUCCAGCCCAUCAGCACCAACAUGGAGAACUACAUAGUCCAGUCCAUCAGCACCAACAUGGAGACCUACACAGUCCAGCCCAUCAGCACCAACAUGGAGACCUACACAGUCCAGCUCAUCAGCACCAACAUGGAGAUCAUCACAGUCCAGUCCAUCAGCAUCAACAUGGAGACCACUACGGUCUAGCCUCUCAGAGUCAACAUGGAGACCUACACAGUCCAGUCCAUCAACAUCAACAUGGAGACCUACAUUGUCCAGUCCAUCAACAUCAACAUGGAGAUCUACAUAGUCCAGUCCAUCAACACCAACAUGGAGACCACUACGAUCUAGCCUCUCAGAAUCAACAUGGAGACCUACACAGUCCAGUCCAUCAGCACCAACAAGGAGAUCGACACACUCCAGUCCAUCAGCACCAACAAGGAGAUCUACACAGUCCAGUCCAUCAGCACCAACAAGGAGAUCGACACACUCCAGUCCAUCAGCACCAACAAGGAGAUCUACACAGUCCAGUCCAUCAGCACCAACAAGGAGAUCGACACAGUCCAGUCCGUCAGCACCUACAUGGAGACCUACAUAGUCCAGUCUGUCAGCACCAACAUGGAGACCUACACAGUCCAGUCCAUCAGCAGCAACAUGGAGAUCAUGGUGACACAAGUCAUCAAGGACAUUAUGCUGAAUCACAGCUUGACCAGCCCAACAAUGCCUAUAAUGAGCACUGUGUGCAUUUCCUGGGGCAUUCUGCAAGCAGCCCUCUUUCACACAGGAAAACAGAGUCAUGCAGGAAUACUAGCAGCCCCUUCAAACAGGAAGAAGAACAGACAAGCUUCACCAGCUCAGCUUUACAAAACGAAAAGCCCCAUGAGCUGGGUUCAAUCAUGACACUACAGGAGCAGAACCAAGGUCUGCAUCAAAGCUUGAUGAAGACAGCGGUGAGGAUGGAGAGUUUAGGAGAGGAAUUUAUGAGCAGUCAGAAGCUUUUGGAGUCAGAGCUUCAGAGGACACGUAUGGAGCUCAGCGGCCUCACAGACGAGAUCAAGAAUCUACAUGACAACUGCUCCUCCACACAACAGAACAAUAAUCUUCUGGAGCAAAAGCUUCACUCAGUGGUUCAUAAUUUGGAAGGAGAAAGAGAGAGGCUGAAUCGACGUAUCUUAGUACUGACGGAGCAGCUUGCUGAUGUAAAAUUUACCAACAGUGUGGAAACACUAAACGUAACAUCUGUGCCGCACAGCAUCGACCUUUAUUUUCCGUCAGAUCAGGCCACUACUCAGGUGCUUCACCCCAUCGCUCCCCCGCCGGCUCAGUUCAUGGACAGCCAUCACUACGAGAAAGCAAAGCCUGCCGUGCAGGAACAGUCUCUGGGGUCAGUACCCGAGGAGGAGGAAUCAGACUGGUCCGAGAUGGGAGAGGAGACCCCUCGAUUUAUAGUGACCGGGUCAAACAGAGGUCAGCCAUGGAGACACCAGAUGGACUUGGACAAGGACAGUGAGUCAGGGGGCGAGGAAAUCGUCAGACAACCCUCUCCAUAUCCACGGCAGAUCCCUCACCUCAAGUUGAGCAUCCACAGUGAGAUUUCACCCACCCCUCUGUCAAUAGCUUACCCUUCUAGCUACAAAAAUCGAUCUGGUGUCAUCGGAGGCGAGGGAAAUUACAGGAUCCCCACGAGCCAGAACCUUAGCUCUGCCAUCCUGCUCCGGUCAGCCAGCCUGGAGGAAAUUCCUCUGGCACGGCAUCACAUGCAAAAGGAGCUAAGAGGCACAGAGGCCAUGAUGGACCUCCACCAUUCGGGAAAUGAAGCUAUGGAGGAUUUAGAUAAUGAGAUCAUUCAUCAUUGGAGAACAAGCAACGACAGGGAGGGAUCUGCUGGGAGGAAGCCCGAAAGCCGGACCUCACAAGAGGGUGGCAACGCAGCCAGCCUGCAGUCAGCUGAUCGGAUACUUGCCCACUUAAUAUGUGAACCACAGCCCAGUGAAGGAAAAGGUCAAGGCAGAGCGGAGGUGCAUGGCUGGACAGGAGGGAUUCCAGACGAGGUGUUGAGAGGGGAGCGAACACAGCUGUGACAGUGACGUGGUUUAAAGUCCUGGGCCUGAAAUCACAACAUCUUUGAUCUUGGUUUAACAGGAGAGACUGAUGGAACCGCUUAUUCAGUGGCUCACUAUUACUGUAUUAAGAAAAACACAGUGAACUGUAUCUUUAAGAUGUAGUGAAUUUAUUUAAACUUGUUCUUGUUAGUCUAUAUCUAAACACACACGCUCUCUGAAUAAAAAACGACACAUAAAUAAAAAACAUAAAUAAUAAUAUGACACACAGCUUCAUACCCGUAUUUUAGUAAACAGUGAAGCAUUUCCCAGCUUGUUUGUAGUAUGCAAAUGCAAAUGUAGGUAUUUCCUCUUCUUUCUCUCGCUCUGCUGAAAACAAUGAGUAGCUACACAAAGCAUGUAUAUAUGCCUGUAAAAGAUCUACUGCUCCUGAGUGUAUUACUGUAUGUACAGUACUGUUAAAUAUACUGUUUAAACCUACAGAAUGUACUACAAUCUAAAUAAUUAAAUUCUCCUCGUAUAAGAUGAUGUAAUGUGUAUAAUGUGUAUAUAUGUAAUAUGUAAAUAAAGGCCACUGCAUUGCUCCAUCCUUGCACAAUAACAGCUUCUGGUUACUGUACAUUAAUGAACCUGCUUGCAAAAUGCAACUCCAUUAACAUCUCGAAUAA
Molecule: messenger RNA, 5179 nt
Organism: Betta splendens (Siamese fighting fish)
Lineage: Eukaryota; Metazoa; Chordata; Actinopteri; Anabantiformes; Osphronemidae
Product: repetin
Exons: 8
Coding region: 198-4532 (1444 amino acids)
Source: RefSeq, a predicted model, not a curated record